Molecule: messenger RNA, 1985 nt
Organism: Vitrella brassicaformis
Lineage: Eukaryota; Vitrellaceae
Source: the annotation of a GenBank genome assembly
GAUGCCCUCAAUCUGACGUUUACGUGCCGGCCAAUCGAGCAGUUGUGAGCGUCUUCGGACCGUCAGACUCGAGUCCAUCCAUCCAUCCAUGUGCAAUGGCGACGACAGCAAGAGCGUGGCCGUCCUCGGGGCUGGAGGAGGUGGGAGUCACUGGCAGGAGGCAGGGUGCCUACGCGAUCACCAUUUUGUUUUGUUUCUUCGUCUGUUUGUUUGUCCUGCCUGCCUGUUUGCUGCUGCGUUGUGUCUGUCAGGUGGUCUGGUGGCGGCCCGACUGCUGCGCGAUGCAGGUUUCCGGGUCAAGGUUUUCGAGGCCUCUGACCAGAUCGGUGGCGUGUGGGUCUACAGCGACUCUCCCACGCGCGGCGCACUGUACAAGAGCCUGCACACCAACCUGCCCAAGGAAGUUAUGGCGUACAGCGACUUCCCCUUCGAUGCCGCCCUCCCGUCCUUCAUGAAGCACGAGGAUGUACUCAACUACCUGCAGGCCUACGCCCGGCACUUCAACCUUUAUCACAUGAUCGCCCUCUCCACACCGGUGCGGUCGGCGGAAUACGUGCCGGGGACGGACUGGCAGGGGGAUGGCGGCAGACCACCAGGGCGGUAGGUAGGGCGGCACAUUUGUUUGUCUGUGAGCAUGUCUGUGUGUGUGUUGUAUUACAGCUGGUUGGUCAACGGAGAGGAGGUGUUUGGGGCGCUGGUCGUGGCCAAUGGGCACUACAACGUGCCGCACUACCCACCGCUGCUCAAGAACGAUUUCACUGGUGUCGCCAUCCAUUCCAAAGAGUACCGCUCCCCUUCACCAUUCGCCAACAAGCGCGUUUUGCUCGUCGGCGAGGGGCGCAGCGGCAAAGGUCAGUGAGUGAGUCCUGUGCCUACCUAACACUGACUGACUGACUGACCCCACUGGCCCGUCCCUGUUGAUCGAUGCGAUGCUUGCCAACCGCCGAUGGUAUGUAUGCUUUGAACAGAUUUGGUGUGGGAGCUUCACAGCCUCGCUAGGAAGGUGGUCUGGUCUGGCACCUCGUUCAGCGACCCCGACGCAGCCGCGUCAGCGAGAGGCAAGCUGCCCUCGAGUGUGUGGCCGGUCGGCCGCCUGGAGGGGCUGGACAAGGGCGGGCGGUAUAUCGUGAAGGGGGCAGCCGGCGAGCUCGUCACAAGCCAAGACACCGUUGAUGCUGUCAUCUACGCCACCGGCUACAAAUUUGGUAGGCGAGCAGGCAGGACUCAAGUGCGUUGGUGCAGAGUGCGUGGCUGAGUGGCUGUGCAGAUUUCCCCUUCUUCUCGGAGUCGAGUGGUCUCUUCCCCUCCGAGUGCACGAUGCGCUCCCCCGAGGGCGCCUUUCGUGAGUCGCUGCAUCUGCACUUGUUUCACCGGAAGCACCCGUCGAGCCUGUUCUUCCUGGGCCUGCCGGAGUUCGGGCCGGGGAUCUUCAAGGUCAUGGAGCACCAGACCAAGGCGAUCAUUGCCGUCAUGAAGGGACACGUCAGCACAGAGGUACUUUUGCAAUCAAUCAGGGGAGGCCGACAGACACACACUCACACAGAGAGAGAGAGAAAGGGAUGCCUGCUCUUUGUCUCUCUCUCUCUCUCUCUGUGCGUGUGUGUGUGUGUGUAGGAUUUGGCGUCGUUGGAUAUCAGGUGUUCCUUCCCAUACGGCCACAUGCGAGACGACAUUUUCCCCUACUGUGUGAUGCUGGACUCGCUGCCCGCCGGCACCCACCGAUCAUUCCCGGACGACCACUGGCAGGUGAAGCUUCCGAGGGACAUCGAGGUGCGCAUGGAAGUGGCCAGGGACACCCGAGAGGCGAGAGCCAGCAUGCCGCAGAGAUACAGAGAUCGGAACUAUCGCAUCAUCGAGAGUGAUGGGGUCGAAGGGGGAAUCACAUGGGAGGUGGUGGUCGAGUGAUGGUCCGUAUGGACGAGCUGCAUGGUGAGUCCUGCCCGGCUCAAGCGCAGCGCAUGCGUUCGUUUUGGUAGACAAGGGUG